UCUCACUCUCUCCUCCACCCUCUCUCAACGAAUCAGCAAAUGGAAGACAUAGAGGAUUUAUUGGUGGGUGGUGGCGGCGGAGGGCCGCCGGGGGUUCGGCUGGUUCAGCCAAAGCAUAAAAAGAAGAACAACAAUAUCCAAGAUUCUCUCAAGAGCUACACUGCUGCCAAAAUCCCUGGCACUCAGACGAUCUACAUGAGGACUUUCGGGUGUUCGCAUAAUCAGAGUGAUAGUGAAUAUAUGGCUGGCCAGCUUUCUGCAUUUGGAUACAAUUUGACAGAAAGUCAGGAUGAAGCAGACCUGUGGCUUAUAAACACCUGUACAGUUAAGUCCCCUAGUCAAUCUGCCAUGGAUACACUUAUAUCUAAAUGUAGAAGCGCGAAGAAGCCUUUAGUAGUUGCCGGAUGUGUUCCUCAAGGAAGUCGUGACCUGAAAGAGCUCGAAGGAGUUAGCAUAGUUGGAGUCCAGCAAAUUGAUCGAGUGGUAGAAGUUGUUGAAGAGACCCUGAAAGGUCAUGAGGUGCGGCUUCUAACCCGUAAGACAUUACCGGCACUCGACCUUCCAAAGGUGAGAAGAAACAAGUUUGUUGAGAUCCUUCCAAUUAAUGUUGGUUGUUUAGGUGCUUGCACUUAUUGCAAGACAAAGCAUGCUCGUGGUCAUCUAGGAAGCUACGCAGUUGAUAGCCUUGUUGGUCGUGUAAGAACUGUCAUAGCUGAUGGAGUCAAGGAGAUCUGGUUAAGUAGUGAAGACACUGGAGCAUAUGGUCGUGACAUUGGAGUUAAUCUUCCAAUUUUGUUGAAUUCUUUAGUAGCAGAGCUUCCAUCUGAUGGAAGUACAAUGCUGCGAAUCGGAAUGACUAAUCCUCCUUAUAUUCUAGAGCACUUGAAAGAGAUAGCUGAGGUUUUGCGUCACCCUUCUGUGUAUUCUUUCCUUCAUGUACCAGUUCAGUCAGGAAGUGACACCAUCUUGACUGCAAUGAACCGCGAAUAUACUGUAGGCGAGUUUAGGACAGUCGUUGACACAUUGAUUGAACUGGUUCCCGGAAUGCAAAUAGCUACUGAUAUUAUAUGUGGAUUUCCUGGGGAAACUGAUGAAGAUUUUGAACAGACAGUCAACCUCAUCAAAGAGUACCAGUUCCCUCAAGUUCACAUAUCACAAUUCUACCCUCGGCCUGGAACACCUGCUGCAAGGAUGAAAAAGGUUCCCAGUAAUGUAGUGAAGAAACGCAGUCGUGAGUUGACUACAGUAUUCGAGUCAUUUAACCCGUAUGUUGGAAUGGAGGGCAAAAUAGAGAGGAUAUGGAUUACUGACAUUGCCACAGAUGGAAACCACUUGGUGGGUCACACAAAGGGAUACAUUCAGGUGCUGGUGGUGGGUCCAGAAACCAUGCUGGGGAUUUCAGCUAUGGUGAAGAUAACAUCAGUUGGAAGAUGGUCAGUUUUUGGUGAGGUGAUUGAGAUCCUUACUGAAAAUGUUAUUUCCCACGAGAAUUGUGUCGACAAAAUCUCAUGUUCCAACUUGAAUGAGACCUGUUGUUCAAAAGACUCAGAAACCUGUGCUUGUGGACUAACAAGUGGCUGUGAACAAACUGAGAAGAAUAACUUCUCAGUUUCAAAGGAUGAUCGGAAGCCAGUCGACUAUAGAAGCCAAAACCUAAUAGGAUGGUUACUUCGGAAGCGGAAGGAUAAUUCCCAUAGAAAGGUAGAGAAUGAGAUGGUGUCGGAAAUGGAGGAAAAGCAAAGAACCUCUGCUAAGUUGCAUGAGUGGGCUCUUGUUGAUAAAGCUCUGCUUGUUGGAAUAUUCAUGAGCUUGUUGACGAUAAUUGCUGUUUUCUUUAUCUGGAACUAGAGAUUUUCUCUUCUGGGAUAGUAUAGUGUAUGAUUAAUUGGACAAGCUGUUGCAGGCCACUGGGGUUGAAUUUUUUACAUUACUUCUACUUUUUUGAGAUCUUAUCUCUGAUGGAAAUUGAUAUUGUAAGCUGUAUUGUUUUUAUUAUAGCCGAAUUAGAAAAAUUGUUGAGAGCAUUUUGGAGAA
This is a messenger RNA of Sesamum indicum (sesame), 2034 nucleotides long. RefSeq names its product Methylthiotransferase. The record is from RefSeq and is a predicted model, not a curated record. Gene Ontology annotation, biological process: tRNA methylthiolation. Gene Ontology annotation, molecular function: 4 iron, 4 sulfur cluster binding; tRNA (N(6)-L-threonylcarbamoyladenosine(37)-C(2))-methylthiotransferase activity. NCBI's taxonomy places the organism in Eukaryota, Viridiplantae, Streptophyta, Magnoliopsida, Lamiales, Pedaliaceae. Gene Ontology annotation, cellular component: endoplasmic reticulum.